Helicoverpa zea (corn earworm) is the source of this 1108-nucleotide messenger RNA. Its product is annotated as glycine-rich cell wall structural protein-like. The coding region runs from base 49 to 984 and encodes 311 amino acids. The transcript has 2 exons. The record is from RefSeq and is a predicted model, not a curated record. NCBI's taxonomy places the organism in Eukaryota, Metazoa, Arthropoda, Insecta, Lepidoptera, Noctuidae.
GUAGAGGCUGAGUUGACGGCAGACGGUAUUACCGACGCAAAAACAACAAUGAAAGAGCAAAGUAUUUUGAUUCUUUUAUUGGGAGUACUAAACGUGUGCCACGCUGGUAGAUCCUUAUGCUACUCUGUGUAUCCAUGUGGACCGCUUUCAUCAAGCUACUACAGGCUAUUAUCCUACCAAAGCCCUCUAGUAUUCUCGAGAGGUAGUAUAAGCGCUGAUGCAAACGGGGUUAUUAAUGGUGGGGGUUCUAUCUCUGCUAAUGCCAAUGGCUACAUAGGAGGCGGUGGUGGUCCUUAUUAUGGCACUGGUCAUCGUUGCAAUGGUGUUGGCCACGGAUAUCUUCUGAAUCGCGAUGGAUCAAUCUCAGCUAAUGCUAACGGAAUUAUAAAUGGUCACGGUUCUAUCUCUGGUAAUGCGAAUGGAUACAUCGGCGGUGGUGGAGGUCAUAUUUCGGGACAAGCUAACGGGAUUAUAAAUGGUAAUGGAGGUUCUAUCUCUGGUAAUGCAAACGGCUACAUCGGCGGUGGUGGAGGUCGUAUUUCAGGACAUGCUAACGGAAUUAUAAAUGGUUACGGUGGUUCUAUCUCUAGUAAUGCAAAUGGAGUUAUUGCUAAUCGCAUUGCCGGGUACCUUGAUGCAAACGCUUUAGAAAUUGUUGAAGCUCGCCAUGGGGGAACAAUCUCAGGCAAUGCCAACGGAAUUAUAACUGGAGGCGGAGGGUCUAUCACUGGGAAUGCCAACGGCUACAUAGAUGGUAAUGGUCAAAUUAUCGGUAAUGCAAACGGAGUUAUUGCUAGUCGCAUUGCCGAGGCUAUUGCCAGUGAUGUUGGUAUUGGAAUAAAUGACGGAUAUUACGAUACCAUUGAUGCCGUAGAUUCUAGAUUUGGAAUUGGAGGACACAUUGGUGGGCAUAUCGGUGGCCAUAUAGGUGGUGCCUAUCUAGGUGGAUAUGCUGGGGCUAACGCUGGUGGAUAUAUUGGAUAAUGAAGAAGGUUAAGGAAAUUAAUCUAUUUUGAAUGAAUAAACAUUUUGAUGAAAUACAAAUUGGACAAUAAAUAAAAAUAAUAAUUAAAGAAGCAUCUGAUAUAACUCCAAUUGUCAUCCUUGU